Messenger RNA from Onthophagus taurus, 1172 nucleotides. Its product is annotated as regucalcin-like. Gene Ontology annotation, biological process: L-ascorbic acid biosynthetic process. The record is from RefSeq and is a predicted model, not a curated record. Gene Ontology annotation, molecular function: gluconolactonase activity; calcium ion binding. Lineage: Eukaryota; Metazoa; Arthropoda; Insecta; Coleoptera; Scarabaeidae.
UGUAAAACAUUACAUUUUUAUAUCCAGUUGAAUGAACAUGGUGAUUAUUUAUCAAAAGAUAAUGAUAAAAGAUAAAAAUUUGAAAUGAACCAAUGUUAGAAUCAGUUAAUUAUUAUUGUUCCUUAAAGUAGUAUGUCGAGACAAAUAGAAGCUUUAGUUACUAAUUUAAAACUUCCUGAAGCUCCCUUUUGGGACGAGGAAACUCAAAGUUUAUAUUUUGUCGAUACUAAUGAUAGAGCAAUACAUAGAUAUAGUCCACAUGAUAAAUUUCACGUUCGUGCAUUAUUAGGAUUAACUCAUUCUACAUUUGCAAUUCCAAUUGAAAAUAAUAAUAAUAAAUACGUAAUAUCACACGGUAAUAAAUUAUCGAUAUUAACAUGGGAUGGUAAAAGUGAAAGAGGUCAAAAUAUACAAGUUUUAUCUUCCCUGGAUGAAGUUCCAAAUGGUAAUUAUAUUUGGUGCGAUGGAAAAGUGGACCCAACGGGAAAACUAUGGGCUGGGGCUAUGAUUAUUAAGACGAUGGGUGGAUUUGAGGAAAAAACCGGGACGUUGUAUAAUUUAGAACUUAACAAACAAAUAAAGAGGCAUUUUAAUUCACUAACAAUUCCGAAUGGUUUGGCAUGGAAUUCUGUGACAAAUAAAUUUUAUUUUAUUGAUAGUCCAACACGAAGAAUUGAACAAUUUGAUUACGAUCCAGAAGCAAGCGUUAUAACAAAUCGAAUUAGAUUAUUUACUUUCGAUGACCAUAACAUUCCAGGAGCUCCAGAUGGAAUGACCAUUGACAAAGAUGGAAAUUUAUGGGUAACUUGUUUUGGUGGCGGGAUGAUUAUUAAAAUUGAUCCGAGCAAAAAAGAAUGUCUUUUAGAAAAAAUUACACUUCCAGCACAACAAGUAUCUUCUUUAGUGUUUGGUGGUAAAAAUUUAGAUGAAUUAUAUGUAACGACGGCAAAAGUUCAAUUUGGGCCAGAACCAGCUCCUGACGGUCCCGAAAAUGGCGUACUUUACAAAAUAACGGGAUUAGGAUGUAGCGGGUUUCCAGGAGUCCGGAUUAAAAUAUAAUCCUAGAUUUUAUUAGUAAAAAAAUAAUAAUUUAAAAAAUUUAAUAAAAUCUUAUCAGAUAUCUCGAUAUGAAGGACAAAAAAUGAUUAAAACACUUAAAUUUAAAGGAGUGA